UAUUAAUCUUGUUAUACAAGAGAGUUAUUUAAGAGAUAAAUCAAUUUCUUCAAAUCAAUAGAAAAAUAAAAAAACAUGAAGAAAAUUUUGUAAUAAUUUCUUGUCCAAUUCAUACAAUUGAACGACUACAGCAAAAUGUUUCGUACUAUUCAGAGUUACUAAAUGUACAAAGUAAAAAAUAGCAAUUUCUUUUUAAUGUACAGUAAAUUGAGGACAUUAAACAAUCAUUUCUAUCCUAUCUUCUCAUUUCAAAUAAAACACACAUUUCUUUAUCUAUUCUUCUUCUUCUUCGCUCUCUUCUUCAUUUUUCAGCUGGAAUUUAUAGCGUUCUACUUUUUUUUCCAUAAGUUAUUUAAUCCUUUAUUACGAGGCUGAAUGAGCACAAAGUAGACAAGUAUUUUUCUAAUAGUAGGAUAAUUGACAAAAGGUAGCUCUCUCACAGCUAUUAAUGCUUGAGCUGAAUAUUCAAAAAUGAAUAAAACAUGAAGGCCUGUAUGCAAAUGUAUUAUUUAAAAACAGUCAUUCUCGCCUAUCUUGCCAACUUACUGCAAACGGUUACUUUAAAUUAUAGUAAAUAAAAAUUUUAUAUGAUUAUCAUCUAGGAUCAGGAGAUUUAUAAAAAAUAUUGAAUUUGCUUUUAACGAUGCUACGAUUCUUUCAAGUUCUAACAUAUAGUUGCUGUAUUUUACUAUCCUAUAGUAAAUUAACAGAAGAAAUUGAAUCAGCUAAAGAUUUUUUAGAGUCUUACAAUAGAGAAGCUGAAAUCGAAAAUACUCUUUUAUAUAAUGCAAUAUGGAAUUGUUACACAAAUAUUACCGAUUAUAAUCAGAAUUUGAUGACAAAAGCCCAACAAAGGUUUGCCCGUUUUGGAAAAGAUAAAUGGGAAAAAUUAAAAAAAUGGAAUUGGAGAAAUUUCACGGAUGAAUAUAUAAGAAGACAAUUUCAAAAGAUUUCCGAUGUAGGCGAAUCCGUUCUAUCUAACGAAAAAUAUCAAAGAUACUCAGAAAUAAAAUCGGACUUGGAAAAAUUAUAUUCAACGGCAAAAGUUUGUAAAAAACCUGGAGAUUUAAAUCCAGAGAAAUGUUAUAGCUUAGAACCAGAUUUAAAUCAAUUAAUGGCUAAUUCGACUAAUUGGGAUGAAUUAUUGUGGGCAUGGAAAGGUUGGAGAGACGAAACUGGUCAAAAAAUGUAUAAAAUGUUUGACGAAUAUGCUGAAUUAUUUAGAGAAGCUGCUCGAAUUAAUGGAUUUGAAAAGGCAGAUGAAUAUUGGAAAAGUUGGUAUGAAAUGGAUAAUUUUGAUUCCGAAGUUGAUCGUUUAUACGAGCAAAUAAAACCGUUUUAUCAACAUCUACAUGCGUACGUAAAAAGAAAAUUAAAGAAAACGUUUAAAGAUAGAAAAUUUCCGGAUAGUGACCACAUACCAGCUCAUUUAUUAGGAAGUAUGUGGUCAAAUAGUUGGGUAAACAUUUUCUCUCAAGUUGCCCCUUUUCCAAAUAAAACUAACAUCGAAGUUACGAAAGAGAUGUCAAAUCAGAAAUAUACAGUGAAAAAGUUGUUUAACAUAUCGGAAGAGUUUUUCCUAUCAUUAAAUUUAAAAGCAAUGCCUAAAAGUUUUUGGAAAGACUCUAUGCUUACUAAACCACAGGAUAAUAGAACUGUUUUUUGUUUUCCCUCGUCGUGGGACUUUUACAAUCAAAAAGAUUUUAGGAUACUGCAAUGUACGGAGAUAAAUAUGGAAUGGUUAGUUAUAACUCAUCACGAAAUGGGUCAUAUUCAAUAUUUUCUUCAGUAUAAACACUUACCAGUUGUCUUUAGGGACAGUGCUAAUCCAGCAUUUCACGAAGCUAUCGGAGAGCUAUUAGCUUUGUCUGUUGUUACACCAGAAUACCUACAAAAGAUUGAUCUAUUACCAAAAAUAAACAAUGAUUUAGAUAUGGAUAUUAAUUUUUUAAUGAAUCAAGCCUUAAGUAAAUUGACAUUAAUACCAUUUGCCUAUUCAUUGGAAAAAUGGAGAUGGGGAGUUUUUAAUAAUAAUAUAAAAAAGGAAGAAUAUAAUAAGGCAUUCUGGAAAUUAAAAUGUAAAUAUCAAGGAUUAUCACCUCCUAUAAAAAGACAUGACCAUGAUUUAGAUCCAGGUUCCAUCGUUCAUGUACCGUAUGGCGUACCAUAUAUUAGAUAUUUCAUUAGCCAUAUUGUUCAAUUUCAAUUCCACGAAGGUCUAUGUAAAGCUUUAAAGCAUAAAGGACAACUACAUCGCUGCAAUAUAUUCAAGUCUAAAGAAGCUGGUAGUCUAUUGAGUAAAAUGAUGAAGCUAGGCUCAUCUAAGAAAUGGAGCGUAGCCAUGGAAAUUAUUACGGGUCAAUCAAAGAUGGACGGAAGUUCUUUACUAAAAUAUUUUGAACCACUGAUAAAAUAUCUCGAAGAAGAGAACAAAGGUCAUAAGAUAGACUGGAACGAAGAGUGUUCAGACAGCUAUAAACUAGUAUCGAUCAACGGUAAACGAGAAAAUUUACUUGCCGAAUAUAUUAAAAUACAACUUUUUAUGAUAAUUUGUAUUAAUUUAUGUAUUAAUCAAAUAGUAAUAGUAUUUUGAAUAUAUAAAUAUUCAAAUGAUUGACAAAAUGAAUGUAUUUUCCUUAGA
Molecule: messenger RNA, 2641 nt
Organism: Dimorphilus gyrociliatus
Lineage: Eukaryota; Metazoa; Annelida; Polychaeta; Dinophilidae
Source: the annotation of a GenBank genome assembly